Plectropomus leopardus (leopard coralgrouper) is the source of this 241-nucleotide messenger RNA. Lineage: Eukaryota; Metazoa; Chordata; Actinopteri; Perciformes; Serranidae. The record is from RefSeq and is a predicted model, not a curated record.
GCGGUAUGUUCUUGGCCACAGGAAGCACGGAUCACAUCAUCAGGGUUUACUACUUCGGUUCAGGCCAACCAGAGAAGAUCUCUGAACUUGAGUCCCACACAGACAAAGUCGACAGCAUCCAGUUCUCACACUGCAGUGACAGGUUUGUCAGCGGCAGCAGAGACGGUACAGCACGAAUCUGGCAGCUGCAGCCUCAGGGCUGGAGGAGCAUUCUGCUGGACAUGCAGACCAAAUUACCCGG